AUGCGAAAAGUGUUCGAGGAGAAUAUGGAGGACCAGCGAAAGCGAGACAUUGCAAAAAAAGAAGCAAUGGAGAAAGAGGCCGCAACAAUAAAAGAGUACAACCGCCUGCUGGAUGAACAAGAGGAGCAGCGUGCACAGGAACUGGCAGCUCGCAUGGAUCGACAGGCAGACUUGAUGAAGAAGCUGCAAGAGAACGUAGACACUGUCAAAAAAGGAGCUGGCGACAAUGAUGCCCAAAGAGCUCUGUUGCAGGCAGAAGAGCAAGACAGGCAUUACUUCGAAGCUGAAUCUGUCAAGCAAAACCGUCUACAGCAGAUGCGGCUGGAGAAUCAAGCCUAUCUCCUGAAGCAGAUGGAGGAGAAAGACUCGCGGAAAAACGAGGACAAGUACCUCCAGCAAAUCCAAGCCCAGAUCCUGGAGCGUGAUGCAGAGGAGUACAACACAAUCGAGAAGCAGAAAGUUGUUGAUCGCAAACUCCGCAAUCUGGAGCACCGCAAGGACAUAGAGCGACAGAUGGAAUACAAAGCUCGCCAAUCUGUUCCAGAGAUGAGUGAGGCUGAGAUUCAGCUGAACAGGCCACUUUUGCUGCUCGUGGAGCAGACUCUGCAAACCCGCGAUGAGAACUUGAAGAAGGCACAAGAGAUGGCGCCAGUCCUGGAAGAGGAUAUGGAUGGCGACAUGUGA
This is a messenger RNA of Symbiodinium pilosum, 684 nucleotides long. NCBI's taxonomy places the organism in Eukaryota, Dinophyceae, Suessiales, Symbiodiniaceae. The record is from the annotation of a GenBank genome assembly.